This is a messenger RNA of Hordeum vulgare subsp. vulgare (domesticated barley), 1203 nucleotides long. RefSeq names its product RING-H2 finger protein ATL78-like. Gene Ontology annotation, biological process: protein ubiquitination. The transcript has a single exon. Bases 279 to 878 code for a protein of 199 amino acids. The record is from RefSeq and is a predicted model, not a curated record. NCBI's taxonomy places the organism in Eukaryota, Viridiplantae, Streptophyta, Magnoliopsida, Poales, Poaceae. Gene Ontology annotation, molecular function: transferase activity.
AAUAAACACCCCUGAGCCAUUCGCCUGAAAGCAUUUGUCUCUAUUGGCUGGUGAGGACAAAAAGGUCAGCCAGCCGUGCCAAAUAAAAUAUAACUCACGCCUUAUUGUUGCAGCCUUAAACCUUAAUGAGCCUAUAAAUACCUGAGCAUAACCCCGGCUUAUGAUUCUACCAGGGGCAAAUCACAUUCACAUAGCAGCAAAGCAAUACAGAAGAAAGGCCUAUACUACGAAGCUAGAUUGAUCCACGUUCUGAAGCAAGAUUACCGCCAAGAGUGAGCAUGUACUCAAGAAGGACGCUGCUUCACACCCCUUCCUUCUCCGGGGGCCAGCCCUCCGGUCCAAUCCAGCCGGUGACCGACGGCGGCGCUCCGGGAAGCAGCAGCUUCGACGCGAACGUGGUGAUGAUCCUCGCCGUCCUCCUCUGCGCGCUCAUCUGCGCGCUGGGGCUCAACUCGAUCGUCCGGUGCGCGCUGCGGUGCUCGAGCCGUGUGGUGGCGGACGCGGAGCCCAGCCGGGUGGUGGCGCGGCUGGCCAAGGGCGGUCUGAGGAGGAAGGCGGUGCGAGCCAUGCCGAUCAUGGUCUACUCGGCCGGGCUGAAGCUCAACACGGCCUGCCCGAUGUGCGCCAUCUGCCUCUCGGACUUCGAGGCCGGGGAGCACGUCAAGGUCCUGCCCAAGUGCAACCAUGGCUUCCAUGUCAGAUGCAUUGACCGGUGGCUCCUCGCGCGCUCCACGUGCCCGACGUGCCGCCAGUGCUUGUUCGCCGAGCCGAAGAGGGCGUGCGGGUGCUCCGAGCCGGGCCAGCCCGACCCGGCGAGAGUCCACUCCGUGCUUGUGCCGCUCAGGCCUGAAGGUUUGAUCACCACGUAUGAUUUUUAGAGCCAUUGUUAUCAGUUGCUUCCACUUGUUGCAUGAAGGAUGACACAGAGUGGCCGCGAGUCUUUUGCCUUCCUUCGUAACGGAGUGGCCGUGGGGUCAUAACACAGUAGAAGGUUGUGUUGUUGACUCGGUGUUUGUUACUGCCAAAAAAACUGGCUUGUAGUCAUGCUGCUCCUGUACAUUGUGUAUGUAGUCCCUCCCUAGUACUAGAAGGAACUGUGCAUUUCCUCCGUGUUUCAGCAGCUCGUGUGUUGAUGCCAAUUAUUGCUGGAGAUUGUCAUGGGAAACAGGUGCGAUGAAUCACAUUUGAAUGUCACUUUGAAAA